CCUGCAUUCUUACCUCAUCUCCAAGGCAAAGCCACCUGCUCUCAUGGGACCUUCCUGUGUUGACUAAGGUGGUCGGGGUGUUUCCUGGCCUGGCCCCGUCGGCUCCGGGGAGCACUUUCAGUCACCUUCCUCAUCCCGCUUGACGGCACACUGGAAGGUACCUAAGGUACCUACCUCACAUCGGGUCGGGGUGAGUAGGACUUGCAGGAGUGAGGUCAGGUACGUACCGAGGAAAGGAACACGGCAAGCUCAAAGCAGGUACACACGCCAAAGCACCUUGCCUUCCCCCGACAACCUGGAAGCAAUGAGCUGCCUGCACCUGCCUGCCUCCGCCCUACCGAGAUUCCUCCUCGUCGCGUCCCUCUUCUUUCUCUCCCAAUCAAUCAAUCAAACAACCAACAAAUCCUUCAUUCCCAGCCACGCGGUUUUUUUCGUCUCUGCUCUCUUCCACUCGGCCAACACCUUGGAUCCUUUUUUUCCCAUUGCAAUUCCUUGGACAGAAAGACUGGCAGACAAGAACAAAAACAAGGACAACUCGAUACACUCAACGCGUCGAACGUGCUUCUCCAACCACCUCUGCUCGGAAAGCUUCUCCCACACGGUACACCUGGCUGCACCUGGAGAAAGCGGACCAGUCACCAACCCAAGCAGCAGAUCAGACCCGACGCAGAUUGCAUGCUUCUGCCGCGGAUUACACACGAAAAAAAAAAAAAAAAAAGAGGUCCAAGCUGCGCGACCCGACCUUUCUCUUACCUCCCAUUACCUCCGCCUCACCUCAUACUUUGGGCCCUUACCUCACCGGAACAGGUACGGUACCUACGGAAUACCUUACGUUACCGCGUACAAAUUACCCACACCCUCGUCAGGUUUCCCCUCCUCUACGACGCGCUAAGGUCGCAGACGAUUACCUAAACAUUCGUUGAACUGCCGCAUCGGUACUCCGUCUCAUCCAGUCUCAUCAUCCGGGCCCUCUUUAUAAGUCCUGGUCGGGUGCCUGUAGUAAUCAAUCCUCCGUUCCCUUCAUGCUGAGUCAGAACCGGAGCUUGAAGAUGCAGAGCGCUUCACCCUCGUCCUCUGCGAAUACCACCACUAACACAGACGCCCACUUGCGCGCGCAGCUUGAGCUACUAAGCAAGCACACCGCGCCCGGCUCGACAGACAACGCGACCGGCCCAGCUCGUGGAGCUCGCCCUCAAGCUCCCAACCCUUUGACCGCGUCACCACCGCCGCCGGCACAUGGCUAUAGUAACGGCUCUACAUCGCCCACUGACGUCUUGCCGCCGAUAGUUAAUAACCAGGCCGACCCGGAAGCGCAUAUCCACCCUGACCUCCGAGCUCGAAUCACGCACGCCCCAGUCGUCAACAUGAUGCCCGCUGGUGUACCACCUCAACCGCAGCAGCAAAUCGCGCCCCCCGCGACGGCUGCCGGUCCUUCCACUGCGCCUCCUACCCAUUCUCCUACAGAAAUGGACUUGGAUGACGGCGCGGAGGGUCGCAAAGCUAAGCGCGAAUUGUCACAAUCCAAGCGCGCCGCGCAGAACCGAGCUGCCCAGAGAGCUUUCCGUCAGCGAAAGGAGGGAUACAUCAAGAAGCUUGAACAGCAAGUUAGAGACUAUAUGGAAAUGGAGGGACAGUACAAGACGAUGCAGUCAGAGAACUACGCGUUGCGCGAGUACGUGAUUCACCUCCAGUCGCGCUUGCUCGAUCUUCAGACCGAAAUCCCUCAGCCGCCGCCCAAUGUCAACCUCCAGCAACCUGCACUCCCGCCUCCUUCGGUCCCGACAAGUGGUCCUGAAGCCCCGCCUAGCAAUGCGGGUGCUGGUCCUCUUGAGGCCGUUGCGCAGGCAGUAGCCGGUCUACAGGCACAGGAGCAGCUUGCGCAGAGAGACCAGUUCACAAGGCCCGAGGCGGUGACCAAGGAGGAGCCGCAACGUGAGCCUGAUGGACCCGUCGACCCAUCGCUACCGGAUGGCCUUCCGGCUCCGACUGCAUCCAUGUGAGCGCACCGAGAAAACGAGGGCGCGUCGCAUUUGAAUCAUGGUUUUCACGUCGCUGGCGUUGCGGUACAAUGGUUUGUCAAGAUAUUACUAGUGGACUGGCGUUACCGGCAUGGCUUCUAUCCACCCGUUGCGGGUGUUUUGUUUGCAAUGCCCUCGGGUUUGAGUUCUUCAAAAGAGAGAUGAUGUAGGGAAUUCGUGCUUGUAACAUUGACACGAGAAGUGAAGAGUGUCAAAGGGUGGAGAUUUGAGGGCCCGAUGGGAACUUGAUAGGAACCUCGAGGCGAGCUCCGGCUUUGUCUUUGAUUUUUGGUCAUGUGCCCCCCUCGGUUCUACACGCAAAUGUACAUCGAGGAAGGAGCCCAUGGUCAUAACCUCGGACAAUGCUUUAUUGCCAUGAAGCCGAGGAAAGACCUAGGCAUCGUUCGAAAGUCUCAUUACAGAUUAGUCUCCGCAGAAAUUCUGUUUUGCAUGGCCUUAUAUGGAUGUCAUCGUUCUGACCCC
Messenger RNA from Colletotrichum scovillei, 2501 nucleotides. RefSeq names its product bZIP transcription factor. Gene Ontology annotation, molecular function: DNA-binding transcription activator activity, RNA polymerase II-specific; transcription cis-regulatory region binding. Gene Ontology annotation, cellular component: RNA polymerase II transcription regulator complex. The transcript is spliced from 3 exons. The record is from RefSeq and is a predicted model, not a curated record. Bases 1023 to 2000 code for a protein of 325 amino acids. Lineage: Eukaryota; Fungi; Ascomycota; Sordariomycetes; Glomerellales; Glomerellaceae.